GCGCGCGGCGGCAGCCAAUGGGAGCGGAGGACGCCGGCGGGGACACGGCCAAGGUGACGCUGCCCACAGAGCCGCCGCCGCCGCCGGCCCGAGCGGACCCCGCGCAGAUCCAGCAACAUGCAGGCUCCCCUGGCGCUCCUCAGCUCCCCGGCGCUGCUCCGCUGCUGCUCCAGGGCUCUGGCCAGGCCCGUGUCCGUGGCUGUGUUCAGCAGGCCUGAGGAGAGCGCACAGUGUCCCGCAGGUGUGUCCCCGGCCGUGCCGCAGCCCCGGCGGCAGUUCCGCAGCACGGCGCUGUCCCGGGACAUCGACACGGCCGCCAAGUUCAUCGGGGCCGGCGCCGCCACCGUGGGCGUGGCGGGCUCGGGGGCGGGGAUCGGCACCGUCUUCGGGAGCCUCAUCAUCGGCUACGCCAGGAACCCCUCCCUGAAGCAGCAGCUCUUCUCCUACGCCAUCCUGGGCUUCGCGCUGUCCGAGGCCAUGGGGCUCUUCUGCCUCAUGGUGGCCUUCCUCAUCCUCUUCGCCAUGUGACACCUCGGGGCCCUCCUCCUCCUCUCCGACCAGUAAACCACGGAUUUCUCUACGGAAA
Molecule: messenger RNA, 586 nt
Organism: Vidua chalybeata
Lineage: Eukaryota; Metazoa; Chordata; Aves; Passeriformes; Viduidae
Gene: ATP5MC1
Product: ATP synthase membrane subunit c locus 1
Exons: 6
Coding region: 118-528 (136 amino acids)
Biological process (GO): proton motive force-driven ATP synthesis; proton transmembrane transport
Molecular function (GO): proton transmembrane transporter activity
Source: RefSeq, a predicted model, not a curated record